Molecule: messenger RNA, 5424 nt
Organism: Hyalella azteca
Lineage: Eukaryota; Metazoa; Arthropoda; Malacostraca; Amphipoda; Hyalellidae
Product: transforming growth factor-beta-induced protein ig-h3
Exons: 14
Coding region: 206-4351 (1381 amino acids)
Biological process (GO): cell adhesion; extracellular matrix organization
Cellular component (GO): extracellular matrix
Molecular function (GO): cell adhesion molecule binding
Source: RefSeq, a predicted model, not a curated record
GUAGCUCGGCUCCGCUCGUCGAGUGAGGUUGUGAGUGUAGUUGGGGCUGUCUGGGUGAGACCGUAUCUCAGCGAGCUGUGAGGGAACAGGUCGGGCCCUAAGUUUUGAAAUUUUUUCAACGAAUGAAGUUAUGGAUUAACUCCUGCUCCCUUAAGGCAAAAAUUGGGAUUUUACGACAGUAAAGUUUGUUGAUAGUUGGAAGAAAAUGAAAGCCAUCACACUAGUCGUGUGGAUGACUGUGUUAGGCAGUUGUUUGCUCGACCUCACCCACGCUAAAAAGAUCCCCCGUUGGUGGAUGAAGGUCGCUCAACGGCAAGGACCAAAUGCCUGCGUUGUCGAAGAAGUGCCCGGCACCGGCAAAGAAUUUUGGACAGAAUGUCGGUAUUGGCUGAACAGAAAAAUCUGUGGAAGAAAAACGAUCGUUCGCUUCGAAUGCUGCGAAGGCUUCGAACAGAUUGAGGGAGAGAAUGGCUGUACCAGAGUGAAGCCGCUGAUGAACCUGCUGGAGACGGCGGAAGCACUGGGAGCGACGCGCUGGGCAGCGUACAUCAGGGAGAGCGGGCUGGCCAACGAGCUGGAGACCGCGGGCGCCUACACGCUCUUCGCGCCCACUAACCAGGCCUUCGAUAGUGUAAAAAGCUCGCUUAAAAGCCAGCUUGAAUCUUACCGUGGCAAUCCCAACAACCCAAUCCUGCUGUACCACAUCGUGCCUACCAAGCUCCCGUCCGACCACUUCGAGGCUAACACCGUCGUCGAGACUCGGGCCGAUGGCAACUUCCUGAGGAUCAACAAAUAUUCUAAUGGAAUGAACACCAUAAAUUGCGCUCUGUUACUGCAAAAAGACCAGCAAGCAACAAACGGAAUAGUUCAUAUCAUAGACACAAUGCUGGAUCCAUCCAAGUCCCUGCCCGAGAACGUCGCUGAUCUUGUACUCAAGGACGGACGCUUCACUGUACUAUCUGAGAUGCUAGAGAAAAGUGGCUACAUCAACGUACUGCGCACCAUGCAGGGUUCCAUCACCUUCCUAGCGCCCUCUGACGAAGCUUUCCAGAAACUACCGGACUCCAGACGCGAUAAGAUCAUCAACGACCGAGAGGCUAGGCUAGCUCUGAUCCAGAACCACAUUAUCCCACACGUUAUCUGCGAGUCAGCCAUAACUGGGGAGCAUAAAGUGCGGACCGUUAGCAGCAACAAGCUGACUUUCAACUGCGACAUUAGUGGCGCCUACGUCGAGACCUCCAAACUUAGAGGAAACUUCAACCUCGGGAAAAAUGGCAUCAUUCACAUUUUGGAUGAUGUGUUGCUGCCCGAUAGAGCUAAAAACCUGAUUGAGCUUGCCGAGAGUCGUCAGCUUUUCACGUUCGCCGAACUGGUGCGCAAUGCAGGCCUCGAAGAGACGUUGAGCCACACCGGCGACUACACCUUCUUCGUGCCCGACGAAAACGCGUGGUUCGAGUUGGAUCCAGCAGUGCUCCAGCAGGCACGGCGAGACGUCGAAUACGCAGGACUGCUGCUUCGCUUCCAUGGAGCCUAUGGUCGUCACCUCACCAACGCCAUCACUGAUAAUCAGGCCAUCAUGUCUCUGGACGAAGAAAACCCCGUGAGGCUUCAGGUAUGGCGCCGCGCGAUGGGAGUGGAGGACGCUCGUAUUACUACGCCAGACAUCGAGGCGCAGAACGGAGUCAUCCACAUCAUCAACAAGGUCAUUUUCCCAUCCAACCAGACGGCCAUCGCAACUCUGAGAUCAUUGCCCGGCCGUGAUACCUUCAACCGUUACCUGGAAGUUCUUCAACGGGCCAGCUCGCUGUCACCUCCAGUGUUGACACUUCGACCCGAAGAUGAAACUUUCUACACUUUCUUUGUCCCUUCUGAUGCUGCCAUCGCCAGAGUUGAUGGGACUAGCCAAGAAAAAUUGCGCAGAGGAGACGCUAGCUUUGUCACAUCAUUUGUGAAGAGGCACGUGGCUGUGAACAUGUUCCCGCACAUGUCCUUCGAACCUAACCUCAUAUAUUCGAUUGAAGCCAUGGACGGACGAAAUUUCAACGUUAAGAAAAACGCUGAAGGAAAGCUGACAGCCAAUGGGGUAUCGGUACGAAGUUCACAUCUGAGUGCUAAUGGAGUGAUCCACGUCAUAGAAGAUGUGUUCCCCUCAAGCUCUGGAGGCUACAGCAGCAGUUCUUCGUCUUCUGAAUCCUCAUCCUCUGAGUCGUCAGAAAGCAAUGAAGGAAGUGGCGGUUACGUCACCACAUCAUCGUCUUCGACCUCCUCAUCUAGAGGAGGCACAACCCACUCAACUCGCACUUACCACAGAACGGUUACUUUCGCGGAAGGAUUCGAUGACGCAAACCCAUUAUCGACGUUUCCGCAAGGUAGUGAAUUAUCGAGUAGUGUCCGAGGAAAGCCAGAGAUAGUACCUUCUCCUUCUGCCAACCUUCCGACUUACUCUGAGUCGUCCUCUACUGACGAUAGAACAGUUACAACUCACGGAGUGUCCGUUGCUGGCACUGACUCAGACGUUAACACUUUCCGGUUGCAUGGUAAUUCACAUCAUCUCUCUGGAACUUCUUUUGAUACUGUCUCUCAUACGAAUGCGCAUGGUAUCCGUAACGAAUCUGGUUAUAGUUUGCAUGAUCUAGAACCUGGUUUAGAGAAGUGGGAAAAAACAAGAACAACUCUGAAUAGUGGAGUUAGUGGAGCAUGGCAUGGCAAUGGAAAUGACCACGACCAAUAUGAUCCUAAUGAAAUUGAAUACGAGGAAGAAGAAAGAAGAGAACUAGAACGUAGGCAGAGAAUGGAGAUAAUUCGCCAAGAAGAAAUUGCGCGACAAGAGAAAAUUCGCUUAGAAGAUGAAAGACGACGGCAAACUGCCGCUGCAGCAGAAGCUGCGAGGGUAAGACAAGAGCAAGAAGAAUCUAGGAGACUCGCAGAAGAGAGAAGGCUGGAGGCGGAGAGAGCUAGACAAAGGGAACAAGAGCUACGAAUUCAACGAGAAGAAAAUGAACGAAUUGAAAGGGAAAAUAGAGAAAGAGAUUUACAAGAAAGAGCCAGAAUUGAAGCAAUUCGUUUGCAAGAAGAAUCGAUGAAAUUAGAAGAUGAACGACGAAGAGAAGAUCUCCGGCGACAGGAAGAGAUCAGGCUACGAGAAGCUAGACAACGCGAGCUUCGAAGACAGGAAGAAUUUGUGAGAGAACAAGAACUUAGACGCCGAGGAGGGACCAGUAGACAAACCGAAAACACUGAGCCAGGUAUUUCUCGUCGGAGAGGUGACAGUCAGCCUGAAGAAGAGCCCGGACUGAACACUGUGAUUCAAUAUGGACCUGACCCGUAUCAGGAGGGUAGAUUUACAGACGAAUCGCGCAGGCAACAAGAAGCUCAUCGUCGAGUAGAAGAAGAAUACCGAAGACGCCAAGGACCUGACUCAACUUACGACCGGGAAAACUCAAGGCGGAUAUCUUACCGCACACGCCAUCAGUGGUCCGCUGCUACAGAGGGUGAUUACGGCACCAACCUUGAAAUCCCUGAAACCUUGCAUGAGCCUGGAUUACUAACACGAAACCUUGACCGAGCUACUAACGUUCAUGACGGCUUUAUAACCAGUGCUCCCUUCAAAAACAGCUCUGUGUCUACUUCAAUAAAAGAAACAACGCGUGUUAACACACAUAACACCAUAGGACCUGUGACUCCUAAUGGUACUAGGUAUAGCUAUGUUGGACGUUCUUUUGGUGAUGAUAUUGUAGGACACAGUAGUAAUGCAAUACCUUACAUUGAGAGGGAUGGGGGCACUCCUGGUUCUUAUCACAGUUCAUCUUCGCAUGUACGUAGUGGGAACUUUAUAGGUGGCGGCAUAUCCACUAAUGGUCUAACUUCAACUACCACUCGUAAAAGGGUCAAUGUAACGAGAACCAUUUACUCAUAUCCAGCUACUGAAAUUAACAGGACAUUUUCUGGUGACUUUUUGCCUCACAAAUUUCCUGGUAGAAGACAAAAUAAUGGUAUGCAAUCUACGAGUGACUAUCGAAAGUUUGAGAACCAACGUGAUCAACCCCAAUCUGAUUCCCUUUCAGCCUACGCGUUCACAGGAGGAGAGACAGAGUUUGCUGAUGGGCGAGAGUUUACCGAGGCAGAUUCACCGGGCGCCUCAUCCAUCAGCGCAAAGAAUGCAAGAGCCAUCCACCGUCAAUGGCGCCGCAAACGACACCAAGUGCCACGAGACCAAAACGGUGCCAAAGUCUUGAAGAAAGGCCUUAAACGGCUUAAGAAAGGCAGACGAGGAAUGAGAAAAGCCUUUUUGAAGAAGCAAGCUCUCCGCAGAAUGCGUCAGAAUAUGAUAGAAAAGCCGGAAGUGAACUAAAUCCUUGACAUUGCGAUAUUCAGAAGAUAAUCUGAAAUAAUUCUACUUUGCAGUGUCACAUCGAGUAGUGAGUCGAUAUGAAUUGCUCUGCUCGGUUCAUCGCAAUGCAUCUUGAAUUAUACCUGACUGACCAAGGUCAUUUCAGCAAUCACUGCCUUUCAGUUUUGUGUUCAAGUGCCCGCUAAUUACCGCUGGUUAUACUCCUAUGUUUAACUGUUGAUUUUUUAAUUGUCUUUUUUUUACUACUCAGCUCGUAUAAAAUUAUGUUUUUUUUUCAAUCAAUUCAAUAUUGCCUUCAAGCUUUCAGGCGUAAGCCAUACCCAUGAUCAAUCGAAGAAGAUGGAAAAAGUUUGCAAAAAACUUCUAAGGCACAUGGUUAAGGGCGUAUUUCCGAAACUUUAAAUCAGUAGACUUAAGCAUCACUAACGGUUUAGACAUUUCCUUGAAUCAAUUGCGAGGUGAACGUAAAAUUUUUGCCAUAUUUUUUCCAAAGUUGCUAACAAUUUUGAAAAUUUCAUGCUAAUUUUCUAUUAUUUAUGAAGUUGUGAAAGAGAACACACCACGAGUCAUUGUUAUUUAUCAACGUUUGUGUUUUUGUUACUAGAUUAUAACUAUUCAAACGUAACUUAAAUUAUACGUUAUUGUUCUAAAGCCACUCAAUGCUUCUAUUAUAUUACUGCUUAUGUGACUAACGUGUGCCGAUUUAUUUUCCUAAAUUCCAUACGUAUUAUUUGAGCUUGUACAAAACUCAGCAAAAAUCUCCUGAUCUGUAAGAAACUUAUACUAAAUUUCAUCUAAUACGUGAUGCCUCGUCAUCGUUUUGUUUCAAAAUUUAUAUCCAAAUUCCAUUAAUAGCCAUAAAUAUAUUAACUAAAAUAGCGUAUAGGGGUAGUUAAUAAAUUUAUUGCGUGGAAUAGAAUUUCUGGAAAUCUGGAAAUACUAGCAUAUGCUUCAUUUGUUCAUUGCAAUAAAUAUAAUGCACAAAUUCUCCUUUUUAAAUGCAUUCAGUGAUCCUUGAACAAAACGUCGCUUCAGUGACAUAAAAUGGCAGGAAUAAAAAUAAUCAUAUCGUU